This is a messenger RNA of Lymnaea stagnalis (great pond snail), 204 nucleotides long. The record is from the annotation of a GenBank genome assembly. Lineage: Eukaryota; Metazoa; Mollusca; Gastropoda; Lymnaeidae.
GAAUUUAAAUAUCUGGGAAGCUAUUUCGUCGAGGAUGGAGAAAUGGAUAGAGAGAUAGAGACAAGAGGGCAUAGUGCAAAAGCAGUCAGCUACCAAAUAGCCCCGCUACUAAGACACCCAAGAGUAAAGAUGAAGACCAAGCCAGGCUAUUUAACGGUGGUUUUAAUCGAACCGCUUCUUUCCCGUGUCGAACAUGGGCUAUGA